This is a messenger RNA of Psilocybe cubensis, 1956 nucleotides long. RefSeq lists its product as uncharacterized. Gene Ontology annotation, molecular function: RNA binding; ATP binding; RNA helicase activity. The transcript is spliced from 10 exons. Gene Ontology annotation, biological process: rRNA processing. Bases 1 to 1956 code for a protein of 651 amino acids. Gene Ontology annotation, cellular component: nucleolus. NCBI's taxonomy places the organism in Eukaryota, Fungi, Basidiomycota, Agaricomycetes, Agaricales, Agrocybaceae. The record is from RefSeq and is a predicted model, not a curated record.
AUGUCAAGAGAUACCCAACCUCUCAAGGUCAAAAAGUCAAAAAAGUCUGACGCUGAACCCAUAGAUGCCGUAGAUGCAGCCGAACAACCUACAGCUGAAGACUCCGUAAAAGACGUCGAAAAGAAGAAGAAAAAGAAGAGCAAAAGGUCCAAGGAUGAGUCUGCCUCUGAGGAGACUGCGAUGGUAGUGGACACGGAAGAAACACAGGCUGAAAGUACAGAGAAAGAAAAGAAGAAGAAGAAGAAAAGCAAAAAGGCUGAUGCCGACGUGCAGCAGAAUGUGGAGGGUGACGCUAUGGAUGUGGAUGCUGAACCUAAAGAGAAGAAGAAAAAGAAGAAGAAAAGCUCGGAGGAAGUUGCAGAAGAAACUCCCGUUGUUUCAGAGGACUCUGAGAAAAAGAAGAAACGAAAACGCGACGAGAAAGACGCCGCCGCGAGCACCUCGGAAUCUAAAGAGGACAAAAAGAAACGCAAGAAGCAGAAAAAAGAGGAAUCCUCAACUCCUGCCGAAUCGUCCACUCCAAAUGUCCCUUCCACUUCCGCCUCCACAUCCAGUGCUCCCGCACCUUCAUCUGCAGAGACCGCUGCUUUCCUUGAAAAGCACUCUGUUACAAUUACCUGUCCUCCUGGCGUCCCAGCUGUUGUCCCCGUUAUCAGCUUUGCACAGCUGAAUGUUCCUGCUGAACUACAGACCUCAUUCAAGGGCUUCAAGGAACCUACACCCAUUCAGGCCUGCACCUGGCCACCUGCGCUGGAAGGCCGCGAUGUCGUCGGCAUCGCCGAGACCGGAAGUGGAAAAACUUUGGCAUUCGGUAUUCCCGCCCUCAACCACCUAAUCUCUUCAAAAACCAAAAAUUCCACCGCGUCCGGAAAAUCGACCGUGUCUAUCCUCGUUGUUGCGCCUACGCGGGAGCUCGCGGACCAGACCCACAGCACGCUGUCUGCACUAGGGAAGCCAUUUGGUAUUGCUAGUGUCGCCGUAUUCGGUGGUGUGCCCAAGGACGCACAAGUGAAGAUGCUUAAGAACGCUAAUAAGGUCAAAGAUGGGCUCACUACGCGUAUCAUUGUUGGCACGCCUGGACGCAUCUUGGAUCUCAUGCAGGAUGGAGCAUGCGAUCUCAGCCAGGUAAACUACCUUGUGUUAGAUGAAGCUGAUCGUAUGCUGGACAAGGGUUUCGAAAAUGACAUUCGAAACAUCAUUGCUGCUACGAAACCUUCUGCUGAGAGACAGACAAUGAUGUUCAGCGCGACUUGGCCCGAAGCUGUGCGGCGCCUAGCAAGCACCUUUCAACGCGACCCCGUCCGAGUGACCGUCGGAAGUGAUGACCUUACAGCCAAUAGCCGCGUUGAGCAGAUCGUGGAAGUAUUUGAUGAUGCCCGCUCAAAAGAUCAGCGGCUUCUCAGCCAUCUGAAAAACCUUGCUCACAAAAAGACGACGACUACCGGAGCAUCGGAGUCGCGAAUCCUGGUGUUUGCCCUUUAUAAAAAGGAGGCGUCACGGGUGGAGCAGAUGCUUCGUAGGCAGGGGUACUCAGUCGGCGCGCUGCACGGUGACAUGUCGCAGAAUGCGCGCACAGAGUCGCUCGAGAACUUUAAAAACGGGACGACAGGGCUGCUGGUGGCGACGGACGUCGCUGCGCGCGGGCUAGACAUCCCCAAUGUCGGGGCCGUGAUCAAUUAUACAUUCCCGCUGACGAUAGAGGACUACAUCCACCGAAUCGGAAGAACUGGACGUGGUGGAAAGACCGGCAAGUCGAUUACGUUCUUCACUGGGGAAGGGCACGAGCGCGCGCUUGCCGGAGAAUACGCGCGGGUGCUGAGGGAGGGUGGGUUUGACAACUCGCAGCUGCAGGCGAGGUUCCCGAUGACGAUCAAGAAGAAAGAGCACAGUGCCUAUGGGGCAUUCUUCAGAGACGAUAUCCCAGUGCCCAAGGGCCCGACUAAGAUAACGUUUUGA